This is a messenger RNA of Xenopus laevis (African clawed frog), 1931 nucleotides long. Its product is annotated as histone H3. NCBI's taxonomy places the organism in Eukaryota, Metazoa, Chordata, Amphibia, Anura, Pipidae. The record is from RefSeq and is a predicted model, not a curated record. The coding region runs from base 404 to 814 and encodes 136 amino acids. The transcript has a single exon.
GAAGGCGCCGGCUCCAAUACAAUCUGAGAUUAUCUAAACGGAAUAUAAGAAUGGGACACUGACCGUGCUUUAUAGACACUGAGAUUAUUUUGGCGGGCUGGCUAUGGCAGGGUUUUUUCACUGGUCCAAAAGGAAUUGUGAUUUACAUGACUUCAAGUUCCUUAUUAGCAAAUCAAAGAAGAAGAUUUAGAGCGGGCUCUUUUAAAUUUGAAUUCUAGCCUUCCCGCCAGGGUAUAAUUACGUCACAGAACGACUGGUUAUUGAUCAGCAAAUCAAAUGGGAGUAUUUAAAGCGGGCUCUCACAUUCGAUGUUAUAGCCUUCCAAUCAAAAACGAGAGACUGUGUAUAAAUAAGAGGCACGAAACCAUUCGCUUCAUAACAUUUUUUGUUGCGUUGUAUAGCUAUGGCUCGUACAAAACAGACCGCCCGCAAGUCCACCGGAGGGAAGGCUCCUCGCAAACAGUUGGCCACUAAGGCAGCCAGGAAGAGCGCUCCGGCCACUGGGGGUGUCAAGAAGCCGCAUCGUUACCGCCCAGGUACUGUCGCUCUCCGAGAAAUCCGACGUUACCAGAAAUCGACUGAGCUGCUGAUUCGCAAAUUACCUUUCCAGCGCCUGGUUCGUGAGAUCGCUCAGGAUUUCAAGACCGACCUGCGUUUCCAGAGCUCGGCAGUCAUGGCUCUGCAGGAGGCCAGCGAGGCUUAUCUGGUCGGCUUGUUUGAGGACACCAACCUGUGCGCCAUCCACGCCAAGAGGGUCACCAUCAUGCCCAAGGACAUCCAGCUGGCCCGCAGGAUCCGAGGCGAGAGGGCUUAGAUACAGUUUCGACUUUUCUUACUAAACACAAAGGCUCUUUUCAGAGCCACCAAAUCCCAAAUUAAAUGAGUUCAACGCUCCAAUAUCUGUUCAUUCGGGGAAGCCCGUGAGAUCCUUGUGUAGAACCAAUUUCGAACAGCGGCAACAGCUGUGGUACCGGCAUCAUUAAUGCUUUUGUUUGUUUCUGCAAUCUCCCCCUUAUAUAAUGUGUAGCAAUUUCAAACUUGCCACGAUAUCUCGCUCAGUUAUCCACAAACAUAAGGGCUAAUACGAACAUCUGCGUUAUAUCUAACCAACUUCUAGACCUGCAACUUUUAUUGUGGCAUCCUCGUUUUUCAAGUAUUUACAUUUUAAUAGUCGUCGACCCCAGUGCUAAACCCAUCAGUCCCGCUGUAUAAUCGGUAGAAUGUGACAUUUCUGUACGGACAUCCUUCCCAUGAAUGUAACAUAUCAUAUUAGCAACCGAACCAAGGAGCAGAGGCCGGUCUGAGCGAUGUUGUGGUAGAUUGAUCUAAGUAUUAUCAGCGCCACCUAGUGUCACAUGCACAUUAAAAAAAGUGUUUGGGCACUUGGGCAAUCGUACUGAUUAUUACACCUAAAAAAUAUAGAUUAAUUAGAUAAACGAAUACAUCUCGCAGAUUUGUUUACAGAAUUAAGCUCGUCAGAGACGAUGAGUCACUUACAAAGAUUGAAAUUCAGAUAUCACCAAGAGCUUCAAAUGGGCCAAUAGGAGGUCAACAAUAUUUUUAAGGUAGCCAAUAGGACAGAAAUUUGUAAUCGUGUACCACUGGGCAAAUUUAAAACUUAAAAUCAUUAUCUUGUAAAUUGUAAAUAUUGCUUCUUUAAAUUUCUUCCGGCAUUCUAUGAAUGAAAUUGAAUCGUGUAUUGCCCCAAAGUAACACUGGAAAUUCGCAGUUGGUUGAGGUUCAUAAGAAUCUGUUAAUAAGCGAUAUAGUUAGAGAAUAAAAACUAGAUACAAUUGACACAUCGUUGAUUCCCCAAACCUUUCAAUGAUACAACAUGACAAUGUGUUUAUCAUUGGAUGAGAUUCAUUAUUUCGGUUAAAGCCUAAAUAGCAAAUGACACACAUUGCGGAAGAUUUCUACAUAUUCUAAAU